UAUUUCUGAGUGGAAUUAUUCAGAAUUUCAUUUAUUGUUAAAACUGAAUAUAAUACUAAACAUCAGCUUUUAGCAGUAGUGGACAAAGGGUUCAGAACUUCAGUAAAAUUGGCUAUGUCACAUUGUAAAAAAACAAGUUACAUGCUUACGUCCUGUCAUGUAAUGAUUUGUAAGUAAAAGCACAUGAACAUUACUAGCAAAAAGUAUCAAAGGUAAGUAUUCAACAUAGAAUAGAAUAAGCUCAUUGUUGUUAAAUCUACAAGCAGAAUUUUUAAAAGUAGCCUGACUGUCCAAAUCUUUUGAAUUGUAUGAAGAUGGAGUAUCAAGUCACAUUAAAUGGAAAUAUUUUGGGAGGUAGUCUAAGUAAGUGCUUUAGAUUUGUACUAAGGUGAAUGUACUCAGAUGCAUUCCAUCACUGUUUUGUAGAAGCACAUCAUCCCCCAUCAUUUUAUGAACAACGCUGUGGGAAUAACUGUUAAACUAUGUCUAAACACGGAAAUAUUGUACUGCUUUGUUUCUGGCACAAUCCACAAGGUGACUUUUCUUAUGUUUAAACAAUACGUUAAAUUAUGCCUUCACAUAGACAAUUGUUCGGCGUCAUUUCAUUAGACAAGACUGAACACUUUGAGCUGGUACACAGUUUUCCCUCUUUAUGUGCACGGUUCGAAUCCAAGUCUUGUAUAACUUGCAUAAAGCCAGACGGCUUUACGGUGACGGCUGCUCUGUUGUCAGUCAAUGUAAGGAUGGUUCUGAGAUGAACUGUCGAGUGUGUCGCAAGGCCGGUUUCGGGAGGCAGAGUGCAGCAGCGGCUGCAGCUUUAAGCACAUUGUUUGGGAUGGGCUGAAAUCAUAACGUCAUUUCAGUUCUCUUUCUUUUAUUCUUCGCCCGCUCACCUUUUCUUUCUCAAAAUAACACAGUCCCCCAUGUUCCCUUACACCUCCGGCUAUAUUCUCCGAAGAAUGAUUAUUGCGAACUCUGUUUUUCAUCCUGUGGGGCAUUUUUCUGGGGCAUAAACUUUUCCAGAGUGUCAUCGUUUCUGGUGUUAACGCGGCAGUCAUCCGAGGCGAACAGCGGAUAAGUGGAUUCUUCGAAAAGCCUCUGUUUAACAGCCCAGGAAAUGCCGCAGUUGCUCGAACUCCGAAGUGCCGCUGUUGAACUGAGUCAGCGGGGAAGAGCAUGUUGAAAUCCGUAAAAAGAAGUGACGACGCCGUGGGAAAGGAAAUUCUCAACUCAGGAAUAUUAACGCAAAUCCCGGUUUAAUUCAGCUCCUUCCCAUCAAAAUGAUGUUAUCUUCACUCUCUCUGUCUCAGGAUGAGUUCCAUCCGUUCAUUGAGGCUCUGCUGCCCCAGGUCCGUGCCUUUGCUUACACAUGGUUCAAUCUCCAAGCCAGGAAAAGGAAGUACUUCAAAAAACAUGAAAAGAGGAUGACUAAAGAAGAAGAAAGAACUGUCAAAGAUGAACUGCUAGGAGAGAAGGCAGAGGUGAAACAGAAAUGGGCCAGCCGUCUUUUGGCAAAGCUAAGAAAGGACAUUCGACCUGAAUGUAGAGAGGACUUUGUCUUGUCAAUCACUGGGAAGAAAGCUGCAUGUUGUGUCUUGUCAAACCCUGACCAGAAAGGCAAAAUGAGACGCAUAGACUGUCUACGACAAGCUGACAAGGUGUGGAGACUGGACCUGGUGAUGGUUAUCCUUUUUAAAGGGAUCCCACUGGAAAGCACAGAUGGAGAGCGGCUGGUGAAAGGAGGCCAGUGCUCCAAUCCAGUCCUCUGUGUCCAGCCUCGACAUAUCUCUGUCUCUGUCAAAGAGCUCGACCUCUACCUCGCUUUCUAUGUGCAAGAGAGAGAGACAGAGGACAGCAGCAGUCCCAGUCGUACAGGAAUGGGUUCUGAUCAGGAGGACAGUCGAACUGCCACCAUGGUGUGCAAAUGCUGUUAUGUUUCUACAGAUGGUCCAGAGUUCCAGGAGAGUUUUGUCACAUCAGGAGUUUUCAGUGUUACUGAGCUGGUCCAAGUCUCAAGAACUCCAGUAGUAACAGGAGUAGGACCUGGUUUCUCAAUGGGGGAGAUCCAGGGUCAUCUGGCCUAUGACCUCAACCAGUCUGUCAACCAGUCUGUCAACCAGUCUGUCGACCAACCUGUCAGCCUCAGACGAUCGGUGGCCAGCACCUCAUCCAGCGGGAGUAAGCGUCAUAAAUCUGGCUCUAUGGAGGAGGAUGCUGACAGUCCAGGAGGGGAGUAUUACCAUUCACCUUCAUCUCCUGCCAGCAGCUCUAGAAACUGGGCUGAUGACAUGGAAGGAGGUCUGUCUCCUCCGGUAAAGAAAACAGAGCUGGAUAGUCCCUCUGCCCAGGAAGAUUCACCAAGAAUGGGCUCCUUUACUCAACACCACCGGCCAGUCAUCGCUGUUCACAGUGGUCUGUCUCGGGGUCCCCAUCCUUCUUCAUCUCUUCACUUCCCAUCCUCCUCCUACUUUCCCCAUGGAGCAAUCCGCUAUCCUCCUCACCUGGCCCAGGACCCCCUAAAAGAUCUGGUCUCAUUAGCCUGCGACCCUGCUAAUCAAGCCCCUAGCUCGUUGAAUGGCAGUAACCAGGUUAAGGUGCCCAGUCACUACAUCUCCUCUCAGAUGUUGGCACCCCCCGGACCAGCACCAUCCCUGGCUGCUCCCCCAUCAUCCCUCCCUAGGCCAACACUUCCUACAGAGUCAAAGGCCACUACCACCUCCUCUGAUAGGGCAACAAACUCCCCCACCUCACCCAUUGUUUCUUUUCAGAUGCAGUGCAGCUGGCAUACUACACCGUACAGCCAUAGCAUACUCUUCCCCUGGGACUCCCCCUGCCAGUCGAUCCUCCUUCGUUGGAGUCACCCCUCGAGACCCAGAUGGACUCUAUCAAGCCCAGUCUUGGUAUCUGGGCAACUGAGAGAACUCUGGAGGAAAGGUGAUUGUCAUGGCAGUGCUGUCCUGGAGGAAAGGAGAAAAUGUUGUGAAGACAUUGCAAGAGGAAACAUAUAUUCAGCUUUGUAGAAACAUAAUGCAUGGUCAUACAUAUAUAUAAAUAUAUAUUGUAGUAUAUUUAUAUAUGUGUUUGUAGCCAGAAGAGACCGCCUGGAUGGAAGACAGGUGCUGCUCUUAUUCAGCCAUUUUACAGCUCCAGAAUGAGCUAUACCAUAUGAUGCUACAUGGCUGUCAGAAAUGGUCAUUGACCUAAGUUGUGAUUUUCAAGUAUUAGCAGUGGAUUGUUGCAGAAGUCUGGUUGGUCCAGAUGAACUACAACCCGGACCGGCCAUCAGCAUAUUGCAUCCCAAGAAGCCUGUCGCCAGGAAGGGCUUGUUUCCUUGGGAUGGAUGUCAGCCUUUACCCCUGUACCUUUGGUCUCUACACUAAAUCCAAUACAAUGCCUAUAUAAACCUCACCCCCCUGUUAACACCCAGAAUGCCCCUUUCCGCUGCAGGUGCUGCUUUUAAUAUAUGCAAGUAAGCCUCCCGUAUUUUUUGAGAGAUCCUGUUAAUAUCUAAUGUUUCUUUGCACUUUUUAACUGUUAUUGAUAUGUCUGAAAAAAUACUGGCUGGAACAGCACUGUUUUUUGUCUCUUCCCACCAAAAGACAGAAGCUUUGUCUUUUUUAUUGACAAUCAUCCGCCUGAUCCCAUUGAGUUGCUUUGCGAGGCUCAUGUUUUUUAGACUGUUUAAUUGUGCUUUUUACCCCCAAAAACACAAGUAAGUGGAAUAUAAUGGCUAUAUUCAUGCCUCCUCCAACACAGCAUGCAGCGCUAAUGUUAGAUACUAUUACAGAGCCAGGCCCAGUUUAACUUCUACUGGGUUGGGGUUCCUGACAGGGCCAUGACGUCAAUUUUUCAAAUGGCCAAAGGUGUACUAUUUUGAGUUGCACCUGCCACAAGGAAACAACACAAUAGUAACACAGUAGAACUGAGAAAAGGCAAGGACAUACAGAAUGAAAAUCAUAUGACAGUGCAGCCAGCCGCACGCUGGCUGCUGAAAGCACUGUGUUGUGAAACUGAGGCCAAGUGUGGUGUGGUACAUUCAUAUUUGCUUGUUACAGCUGCUAUUAUCAAUUGAUUAGUUGUCAACUAUUAAAUUAAUCACCAGAUGUUGUGAUAAUAUAUUAAUCACUCAGUAAUUUUAAGGUAAAACUCUCUAAAUUUUCUGAUUGCUCCUUAAAUGUGAAUAUUUUUAGUUUUUUCCUCUAUCAGAGUAAACUAAAUAUCUUUCAGCUUUGGACAAAGCAAGACAUUUGUCGUCUUCAGGUUGGAGAGGCACUAAUAAAUAUUUUUCACCAUUUACUGAUCUUUUACAGCCCAAACCAAUAAUUGAUACAUUUAGAAAAUAAUUAACAAAAUAACCGAGGAUGAAAAUAAUGGUUAGUAGCAGCCCUAACGUCUGUGCUUGUAUGUGUUUGUGUGUAUGUGCAGGUGGGUGCCCGUGUGCGUGUCAAAAUGUGAAUAUGUAUAUCCACAUACUCUGUUUCAAGGAGAUGUUGUGCAGAUUUUGUUUGUGUCUGAGAGAACCCAGUGACAGGAUUUGUACUUGUAUGUAGGUUGAUUAGAAAGAGAUGAUAAAGGCACUAUGCUAUGUUUAAGUUAAAAUUCCUUCCUUUUUGGUGUAGUGAUGGGACACGUUAGGUUUGUAGAGUCUAUUUUUUUUCUUGAAAUUGUUCAGCAGGUCAUGUGCAUACUGAUUUGAACUGAGCGGAAAAUUCAGGUGUCUUGUCCAGCUCUAGAAUGUGUGAUGUUCCCUGACAGGUUCUGUAGUGUGUCCCAGAGAAAAACCUUACUGCUCAAAGCUUGGUCUUUUAUAUCUUGGGAGGCAAAAUUAUAGCUCUUAUUUCAGCCUUGUUUUAGUUGUGAUUUUGUCUGACAUGUGCCUCUUAUUUUUAUCCUAAAAAUCACGAAGAGGAAUAUAUAUAUGUGUGCGUGUGCGUGUGCGUGUGUGUGUGCGUGUGCGUGUGUGUGUGUAUUUGAAAAUAGGUUUGAAAUAAUUUUGACAAAACAAGACCUUCUCAGUAUAACUCAGUACAGUUGUUGUUUUAUACUUGCUUUAAAAAAAAGAAGCUCAUAUAUAGCUGAUAUGUAGCUUAAUUGAGAAAAAAAUGGAGCCACUAGAGGUUGAGAAGGAAUGUUUUUUAGGUCUCAUAUUUGACUCACUCUUGUUGCUAGUUGUCCUCCUCCUAUCUCAUGUAUUUCUUGUGAUUUUUUUUUUUUGUGAAUUUCACAGGAAAAAUAUGAGAAACAUAUCAGACAAAAUCAAAACUAAAAAAUGGCUGAAAUGAGAAUAACAAUUUUUUCUCCCGAGCUAUAGUCGAGUAAGCUGUAAGCAGUAAGGAUUUCCUCCGAGGUAGCUCAACCCCAGCUCAACUUCAGUAUGGUUUGGAGUUGAGGCUAGGCGAGACAGACAGUUGAAUGAAAGAUUGGCUUAGGCCAAAACUUGAUAAUUUACCACAGCUAGACAAAAAUUAAGCAUUCACAACUAGCUGGGAAGUUGUUAAAUCAGUUGUUUUUGUGUCCAACAUUGAUGCAACGUUUUGCAUCAUUACUGUGCUGUUUGUGUUCUAAGCAAUACUUUGUUGUAGGUGGUUUUUUCCAGCUUUUGUUUCUCAAUAAUCUUUUGAAUGACAUGUAUGAUCUUAAAAUCUGACAUGCUCUAUUUAAACAUUGGGUAAAAUCUUCUGAAAUUUUUAACAUGAUUAGAAUUUAAUUAAAUCUAAGCAUGAAUUUCUCUCUCUGGUAAAACAUCUCAAAACCACGUUCAUUGUGGUAACAGGAAGUGAGUUUCUGAAAAAAGAUUCAUAACAGAAUCAGAUGAUUAAAAAUAUCUAUUGAUAUUUGCAAUGUAAAAUUCAAUGCAAACUAAUAGCACAUGUGCAGCAUGGUCUUUUGAUAUAUUUUAUACCAUCUCAUCUCCUGCUGUUGAGAUGAAAACACUAAAUAUAAGUGAGAUUUUUAAGGAAUUAUAUUUUAUAAUCCAUACCAUAAUUUAUCUCUAAGGUUUUGCAAAUAUAAAGCAGACUAUUGACAUUUGUUGCUUGUUGAUGUAAAUCACCUAAAGGACUGGUGUUGCUGAGUUCACCCAUCAGAUUAAAUGCCAAGUAAAUUUUGGAAUAACUUAAUCACAGGAAAUUGUCUGCUGGAGUGUAUCUGCAGUCUGUGGAUGUUACUCCAUAAUUUCUUUACUUGUGUUCCAUAUACAUAAAGGAGACAAGUUAAGACAUUGUUCUUUAACGUGCUAACUGGCUGUUUUCAUUACUCCACAAAUGUUUUCUGUCUGCCCGGAAAAUCUAAUGUCCUUAAAGGGAGGAAACAGAGGUUUAAAAGAUGCACAGUAUAGCUUCAGAUCUCAGGCUCUUUGAUUCAAUAUGAAAUUCAAAAUCGUAAGAGCCAAAUCUUUAAAGCUUGGAUUUUUUUGGUUUACAUCAAGACAAACCCCUUGGUCAUGAAACAGCAAGUCAAGAAUGCUCUCCAGGGUGCAGGCCUACAUGUUUCCUUGUAAAUGAUCAAGAGAAACUUCAUGCGUAGAAUCUCAGACAAUUCACAAUAAGAUGAAAACCAUGGCAAAACUCAGAAACACAAAAAAGGUUGGUUGCAGUGGCACAAAAUCCAAAAUGUUUCUCUGGACUGGUCAAACAAAACUCAGGGUCUAUCAAAAUGAAGGAAACAGUAAAAUGUUGAGUAAAAACGCAACAUGUCAUGUUGCCAUCUAUCAAGCACGGCAGUACUUCUGUUCUACUUUGACCGUGUCAUGUGGCUGCCAUUGUAACUGGCACAUAUUGACAUUUACUGACAUUUAUUGAGGAUUUCUUUGCUGACAAAAGCAAAAGGUUGAAUGCAGAGGUCUGAUUAAUUCUUCAAUCUUACAUGUUCAGCACUAUGUUUAAAGGGUUUUAGCCCCCUAACAGUUGUUUCUAUGCUUGUGUAAGCCGAUUCAAAGAAAAUGUAUGCCUUGGUGUUUUAAUCUGCAUUCAAAAUUUCAUUUCAAAUAAGAAGUAAUGGCCAAGAGUCCGAAGAAUAGAUAAUGUAUUACUGUGUAAAUAAUUAUGGCGUGGACUUCACAUCUGUUGAAGAGGCAGCACAGUAGAGUCAAUGGAAAUAUUGGACUCAUUCACAGUUUUUCGCUGUAGAAAGCUAUUAUUCUGGGCAGAAAGCAAACAUUUUGGGGAUAACAAAAAUACCUUUUAAGAUUCAGCAAGCAGCAGUGAAAGAUAACAUUUUGCAACUUGCAGUGUUUUGCUUACAACAUGCACCGGCCACAUGUGUGGAGAGCUGCUGUGUGUUUUUGUGUGGCAAUUCAGAUGUGGAACAGCAUCUCCAGUCUGAUACUGACACACUCACUUACUUUACAGUUGUUGGUUUUUUUCUCUUGUCUCUUUGGAUUUAUACUUUUUAGUGUCAGUCAGUAUUGAGUGUGCCUUUUUUACCCACUUAGGAUUUCUUUUUAACUUAUGUAAAAGUGUCUCUCAUAUGAUUUUGUGCCACGAAGAAUUUGCAUAUUUUUGGCCCACCAUCUAUCAACUCUGUAUAUAGGCAGUCAGGCUGCACCUAAAAUUUGCUUUAUGUCUUGACUGAAUACAGGUCACGUCUUUUCCUUUUCCUUUCCAGAAGUUUGAGAUUGAGGUUGAAUUAUGUAAAUUGAUGCCUACAAUGAGUUUAAAUUUUGGAGUGAAAGCUAGGUUUUGGUUUGGUUAAAGUUGGCUUAAAGCUGAUGUAUGCUGCAUGGUGCUGCCCUGGUCGCUGUGUGCUGACCUAAAGAAUGCAUGGCUCAACCUGAUGAUACCUCUCCGUUUCUAUCCUGCUCUUCCUCCUUCUCCUCAUCCUCACUCUGUGCUCUAUAAUACAUCAGAGGGCAGUGGGUGGAAGGGCUGUCCGUUUCUUUGAAUUUUAAUAAUAGCCCUCUUGUUAAACUUCUAUUUGCACGAUAUUUCAUAAAACACAGUAUGUGCCUUGCCUUUAGUUAAAGAACAAUAAUACUUUAUAGAAAAGUUAUCAUACUUUUCAUGGUACAGCUGAUAGCACUUACAAAAGAACAAAAAAAAACUGCAUGUGUGAUUGCUUGGCAUUAACCACUUUAACAGGUACACAGUUUUAGGUUGUGGCAGUGUGCCAACUAAGAAACUAGUUUGAGUGUAAGUGAAGGCCCUCAUUAGUUUCAGCAGAGACUGGGACAGUAUUUAUCUUUCAUUGAGCUAAAGACAAAGGAGUUGUUUUUUUGUUUGUUUGUUUUUUUUGCAGUGUGAAAGGAACGAUCUGAAAGUUUUGGAAGUAAACUGAAUUGCUGUCCCAUGGGAGAGACACUCAUCAUUUUAUUCCCUUGUGCAGCAGUUUACAGACACUCAGCCCAUUACACACACACAAUGCAAACACGUUUUGCCCAGCUUUCUAUGAAGCUAGCCUAAACACAGCCCUUACAACACUGAUAUUAACUCAAGCCCAAUUAUUCCUUUGCCUUUCAUUUUUGUUCUUUUAUUCAUAAUAUGAAGUCGCUAUAUAUAAAGGAGGCAGAUCGAUAACUGUUGCAAGGUUGGCACUGAAGGUUUGUGAUCCCACUCCUUUUACAAAACCUUCUUAUCAUGUGACUCCUAUACUAAAUUAUAUAAACGUACAUGUCUUUUAACCAAAAUGAAAUGUUCCUGCAUAUGGUUAUAUUAUGGCUACUUUUGAUUAGAAAAUUGCAUUUUGCAAAGGUUAAAACAUUGGUUCAUAAAGUAUAGUCUCUCAGUAAGUUAAUCCUAAAUGUUAGCAAUACAAACAAAAGCCAUUUUCAGAGAUGCUGCACAGCUUUUACCACAUCAUGUUUAAUAUUCAGUGAUAAAUACAUGUCAAUAUAUUUGAUAGUACUUGUUGCAGUUACAGGUAUUUCACAGUAUUGUGAAUAUUUUGUCAGACAUUUAACUAUAGUGGCACUAAUCCAGUUUUAAGGAGACAUAUUAAACAAGGUCAGGUUAAGACUUGCAGGUUCUGCGGCUCCGUGACUGACAUUGAGAACACCAUCCAUAUGCCUGUAUGAUGACUUUGACAUUGUGAUCCAUCAUGUGAUAAGAUACAACAAAAGGCCAUAGAUGACACUCACUUUUAUAUAGUUGCAUGCACUUAACACUAUUUUAAUAUAAGUUUGACUUUUAUUUUUUUUAGGUAUUCCUUAAGUUGUCAUUGUUAGGUUGCUUGUAGGAUUAUAGCUUUUAACACAGCAAUGUGUAUAAAAUAUGUACAACAUAAACUUAUAAAGAAGAGGUAUGAAAUGUUAAAACUGUUGUGUUCUCCAUUUUAAUUAAACUCUCUUAAAUUCAUGACCAAGUUGCAGGGUGAGAGAGCCCAUGAAAUGGGACAAAUUGUAGAUGGAUCAGUAGAAAAGACUAGCAAUAUGAUGACGAAUGAUGAGUAAAAAUGGUAACAGAAGAGAGACAGUCUUGGUCAUGAAGUAAAGUAAUUUAUUAAUUACAAUGUACGCAAGGUGUAUACCUCUCUGAAGGCUGCACAAUCCUCUAAAUGUGCUAUUUUAAUAAGAAACACUGUUAAGAAAAAUCUAUGAAUGACUGUGUCACAAGCACACAGUCACGACAAGUCAUAAACACCGAUGUGUUGUUUUGUUGUUGUUGAUGUUGUUAUCACAGUUGGUCCAAAAAUACCUGGCCACAUUUCAGCUACAUAACCGAAACAUACUUGCUUUGAUCCACAAAAGUUGAUUGAAAUGUGUUCAGUAGCGUAGGAUCAAAAACAUAAGCUGGUUGGCAGAAAUAACAAUACAGACCUUUAUAUCUACUGAAGAGCAGCAGCAGCUUUGGGUAACGUUGAUUUUACUACUGUCUUUAAUGUAAAUCUUGAAGGCAAAUGGCUAGAUUAUUGGGUAUCAGGCUUACUGUUAAUAAUUUCAUAUUUGUAAUAACUCUCUCAAUUAAAGAUAUUGGGACUGGAGUCACUCCUUAAAUAGCAUGAAAAUGCUGGUGGGUCAGUCUGCCUCAGUACCCCACACCAGACCAUCAUGAAUUCAGCACAUUUUUUAAGUGUUACAUAUUGAUUGAGUUGACCAUGUGUAAAAUCUGGGAUCAUAAAUAACAUUGGUUUUUGAGUUACAAAAAAAAUCUUAAAGAAAGGCGGGUUCAUGUCCAUUUUUGGAUUGUUUUCUUUGCACCAAUCUAUAGAGCAAUAUUUGAAGUGCCAUAACUUGAGAAAUAAUGUAGCUAGAGUCCUGAAAUUGAUAUAUACAUCUGGUAUUCAAUGGUACAACCUUUUGAUAGAAUAAUACAAACCAGUUAUUUGAUGGUGCUAAUUUGGUCAAAAUAUGUCCAUGUUUUUUUUCACCAUCCACAAAACCUGCAUUGUUCAGUCUAAGAGGCUGAUUUUUCUCCCUGUCAUUGGUACCAGUGGGAGCUUUAAAAAUUAGUAGAGAGUAUGGUGCCAGUCAAAAGCCUACUUUAAGAGACGAAAAAUAUCGAAAUCACAUUUUUUGCAUUUAAGGCCAAUAUUUCAACAUGCAUUGAGCAGGUAUAAUCGGUGAAACCACGCCAACAGUAGUCCCAAGAGUUCAAUAUAUUGUUAAUGUGCUUAAAAAAAAAAAAAAAAAUCAUAGUUUUACAACUCAUAGUGCUUCAGAUAAAUUUAUGAAAAGUCAUACCAUAAGUAAUUUCAUCAGUUUAUUAUCUAUAUAUUUUUACUUUUUUUUGAUCAAGAUCUGCUUUAACUCAUUAUAACCUUGCUAGCAUUUUUAAAAAAAUAAAUAGUCAACUCAAUCAAUAUUCAUCAUUAUAUAUAUUUUUUUUAAAACUGUCAAACUGAAGAUAUCAGGAGUGAACUUUUUUUUAAAUUUGAUGAAAUGAGGUGGAAUGAUAAUGAUACAUCUAAGUACUGAUAAAAACAGUAUCUGUCUUAAAAUGUUUAAACAUUAUGCACAGAAUUACUCCAUGAUUAGUCCAUGACUGAUCCUAAGUUGUGACAUGGCUGUCAUUAGGUGUUGAUUAUUAGUAAAUAUUCUACAGGAAUGAAAGUGAGAGAAAAGUGACUUUUGGAUCUCUCUGGUUUGAACAUUCCGGGUGUACGGGGUGGACACAACCCAUCCAUCCAUUAUCUAUACACCGCUUAAUCCUCAUUAGGGUCGCGGGGGGGGCUGGAGCCUAUCCCAGCUGACUCGGGCGAAGGCAGGGGACACCCUAGACAGGUCGCCAGUCUGUCGCAGGGCUACAUACAAAGACAAACAAUCACUCUCACAUUCACACCUACGGGCAAUUUAGAAUGAUCAAUUAACCUCAGCAUAUUUUUGGACUGUGGGAGGAAGCCGGAGUACCCGGAGAAAACCCACGCAUGCACAGGGAGAACAUGCAAACUCCAUGCAGAAAGAUCCCGGGAAAGCCGGGACGCGAACCAGGGACCUUCUCGCUGCAAGGCGAAAGUGCUAACCACCACGCCACUGUGCAGCCGGACACAACCCAGUAAAGACAAAAAUCUACAACCAAAAUUUGGAUUGAAAUCACCUCUCUCCUACAGUAGAACAAGUUUUGCAAGAUGUGAAAAGGUUAAGGAUACUGUAUGGCAAAUAUUGUGGAUUACAGUUACAGCUUUGUGGUUCUUUGCCUCUUUCAGCUGAUGACCAAGAUUUUGAAAUUUUAUUCUGAAAGCUUUUCACUAUUUACCUCAAGCUUUACAAUUUAAAUUUUCCCUUGUAGAGAAAAUGUUUGCACUGUUUAAAGGCAGAUAGCUUGAAAGAAGUGUAGUUUGGUCAUUUUUUUGUAUGUAAGCCUCUUGGCUUUCAGGAUAAAGUGUGAAGUAGUGUGGAUCCCCUUCAUUUUUUCUCUCUAUAUUGUUCUAUUACUGACAAACAUCCUGACAACAGAAAAGUCUCAAAGAAAGCAAAAUAGCAGCAGUUAUACCCAGCCUGCUGAAUGGAUAACUAAUCUACAGACCUCUGAAGAUGUGUUAGCUGUCCUCACUCAGGUGAAAGUGUUUUAAGCUUGUGUGAUGUCUACAAAAUGUAAUAGACAUAUUUCAUUUUCACAAAUAAAAUACCACAACCAAACAAAAACUCCCCAAGACAUUGAUGUUAAUUCAUUAACAAUAACAGAAUUUGCUAUGUUCAGAUUAUUUGAAAAUCCCCAAACUCAAGUCGUUUUCUGUCUUCUUCUAGGGUGUGCACAAUGUUUGGCAUUUAAAUGUUUCACUUUCUCUGCUCUUUUCAAAUAAACCAGCAGGUUAACAGCAACUAAAAGGACUACCAAAAAUACAAGCCAAAAAACAAGCAUUGAUUGUCAUUUUGGUGCUUGGUUAAUUUGAGGUGUUUCUAAGCAGCACUUUGCUGUACAGACUGUAUCCUAUACUACAUGACUGUGCAAUAACCAGUGUGGGUCCUUAGAUGACAAGCCAUAAAAGACAGACCUCUUUCAAGGUUGCACUUGAAAUUAAUCCAAGUGCAGCUAAAGUGCUAAAAGCUUUUUAGAAAGGUCAUUGUAGUCACCAAAUGAGCGGCUUAUAGAAACAGCUAACAGUUUCUUGCAUUAUGUUGUCGUGAUCCAGUGUCUUAAUGAUGAGUUUCUUUAUCUGAUUUGUUUUUAACAUCACAUAAUGAUUUCAUAAACUUUUUUGUGGAAGAUAUUUUGACAAAACCCAGAAUGCUGGUGAUGUCUGAAUCAGUUGCUGAAAUCCAGAAAGGCAUACUCCAAUUCCUUCUUUUGUUGCUGUUGUCAUGUCAGACAGCUUUCACUCAGCUGUUUGAGAAGGGCUUAAUCUUUAGUCAUCUCUAAUAGUUGUAGGCUUCAGAGCUGAAAUGCAAAUAAUCAGUUCACACACCCAUUAUACACUGAUCAGGCAUAACAUUAUGGCCAAUAUCACAAGUGGAGUGAAUAACGCUGAUUAUCUCUUCAUCAUUGGUACCUGUUAUUAGGUUGGAUGUAUUAGGCAGCAAGGGAACAUUUUGUCCUCAAAGUUGAUGUGUUAGAAGCAGGUAAAAUGGACAAGCGUAAGGAUUUGAGCCAGUUUAACAAGGGCCAAAUUGUGAUAGCUGGACAACUGGAUCAGAGCAUCUCCACAACUGCAGCUCUUAUGGGGUGUUCCCAGUCUGCAGUGGUCAGUAUCUAUCAAAAGUGGUUCAAGGAAGGAACAGUGGUGAACCUGCGACAGGGUCAUGGGUGGCCAAGGCUCACUGAUGCACGUGGGAAGGGAAGGCUGACCUGUGUGGUCCAACAGAUGAGCUACUGUUACCCAAAUUGCUGAAGAAGUUAAUGCUGGUUCUGGUAGAAAGGUGCCAAAACAGUGCAUCACAGUUUGUUGUCUAUGGGGCAACAUAGCCGCAGACCAGUCAGGUUGCCCAUGCUGACCCCUGUGCACCGCCUAAAGCACCAACAAAGGACACGUGAUCAUCAGAACUGGACCACAGAGCGAUGGAAGACGGUGGCCUGGUCUGAUAAAUUACAUUUUCUUUUACAUCACAUGAAUGGCCGGGUGCAUGUGCGUCACUUACCUGGGGAACACAUGGCACAAGGAUGCUGGUGCUUAGUAAUGUCAGUUGUAUUAUAUUCACAACACAAUCGCAUUAAUUCUGAACUCCAUAUAUCAUAUUAUCGAAACAAAUAACGUGCGGCAAGAGACAGUUUUGAAUAUAAUACAUUACAUGGCUUGAAGGAUACAUAAACAGGAAGUAAUGUGUACAUAUUAUUCACAGAUUUAGGCUUUGAUUCAGCAUUGUUUCAGGAUUUAAGUUGUUUAGGAACAAUCUGUUAAAUAAGUAUUAACAGGAACAAAUCAUUGUGUACUGGUUAUUAGCAUAUAUGAACUAAUGUGUUAUAUAUUAGUUCCAUAUUGACUAUUUUUUUGUGUAUUUAGUUAUUUAUGCAUCAAUUAGCACUUCCUAAGAUAAGUAUUUACAAAAUUAUGUACCUUCCAGAUACAGUUUAGUGUUGAUCAAGAUACUACUGGUCCCACUUGAUGCUGCAGAGUUGGAAGAACCAAUCUGAACACAGCUGAAGCUGCUAAGCUGAUAGGACUGUAUUUUUGCCCUGAUGGCUGACUGAACAAUCACAAGUCACACUAAAGUUUGUGGAAAUAUGCACAAUAGUUAAGGUGAAUUUCUAUAAAAGUACACUAUCAGUGAUGUAGUAUAACAUAUAAAAAAAAGUAUUUUAGUCUUAAGUUCCUUCUAGGUUUUCCUUUACUUGGUGGUACAAACCAAGUGCUGUGAAGACCACAGUCAUUGUCCAAUAGCUUGUAAUAAACAAACACUGUCUUUGGGCAACUCUUUUUAAGAUACAUCACACAAGAGUCACAACUGCUUUUUGAUUGUGAGAAGGGGGUUCUGUUUAGCAUGGUGAACAGUUGCACAGCUGUGACUAAACAGUUGCAUUGCUGGCAGUGAUUCCUGUUUUCUAGUUUAGCAGCUGAAUUUGAUCUGAUCUUUGAAUGCUGUGUGAGACUGCUGGAUAUCUAAACAAUUAGAUCUUGGUUUUGAGGAAAAUAUUUUCACAGAGGGCUCUUUUCUAUUAAUUAUGUGAUUCAACACUCUACCUUAAAGCUGCUGCUGCCUGAAAACCUCCAGUUAUUUGAUAACCCCAAUAUGUUUCUUUUUUGCUGUUUCUUACUUAAAUUACAACUUGCUUCUUUAUUUUUUAACGGUCCUUCAGAAUCCUUCUUGUAGUCCAGAGUCGCAGCAGAUUGGAAAAUGUACUUAAUUACCGAUAAUCUGAUUGUAGAACUGCAAAUUUUCCUGUGCAAGUGAUGCCAUACUAUGUCAUUUCUGUAUCUUCAGGUACAUUGCUACUGCACAGUUUGUGUGCACUGACAGUUUGCAAUGACCGAAAGUGUUGAUUCUUAGAGAUCAUCUGUAUGUAGUCAAGAUUUUUUCCAUCAUGACUUUUGAGAUACAAUAGUAAAGGAGUGCUUUACUUUCUUCCAGAUAUGUAUCCCUUACAACAGAGAGCAUAGGUAUGAAUGGAUUCCACCAGUUAUUACAUGAUCACAGUCCACAGGCCUUUUUGAUACAUAAGUAAUUGCAUAGUAAGUAGUAAUUAUUUGUUUUAAUGAAGUCUGGAGUAACAACAAUAUUGCUUAAUUUAGUAAGAAAUAAUUCAUGAGGUACUCCAAAACCUGAAAAUAACAGACAAGGUUGUGGUGACGCAGAGCAGAGUCCACUUCCAUGAGUCUUUUAUUGGCUAUAUUGAAUAUCUCUGAAUUCAUUAUUACCUAUGUUGGUCACAUCCUUACAAACACAUUAAAGUAACCCAUUAGCACUAUUGCUAUGGUUACUCAUAGUAUAGUCUCACAAAGGACUAUACCAGAACUUUCUUGUAUUAUUUGACUCAGUGACCUAUCCUGAAAUACUGUUUUCACACCAGCCAAUGAGAAAUGUUCAAAUGGCAUACCAAUAUAAGAAAAUAAUAGUUGAGCUAGAGGUAACUGUAUUAUGUUCAAGAUUAGGAGAGCUGAAGUGCAAACAUUAACUCAGACCUACAUGUUUACUGUGAAAAAUGGCUGCAGUUCUGGACUGGAUGUAAUUUGUGGCAGCUUUAAUAAGACUCUUAAGCACUUAAGUAAAAAUUGCAAGGUCAAUUUUUCUGCAAAUGUCAAAUAUCAGCCUUUCUUUGCAUGUUGUUCGCAAAAGUUCUGGACUUCCCUGUGGUUGGAGUUUCUUUUCCUGUCUGAAUGUAUCAUAGUUUGAGUGAUAGCAGUCUGAAACAGUGUUUUUGAACUAUUCAUCUGUUGUGGAGGAUAUUAACAUCUUUUGAACCAUAUUUAGCCAUUGCUAAUCAAAAAAUUCGAAUGAAUUCAUUACUUGAAAUGAAUAUGUUCCCUAUGCAAAAUAUACCAUUAAUAAACAAGCUAUACUGCAACUCA
Amphiprion ocellaris (clown anemonefish) is the source of this 15813-nucleotide messenger RNA. RefSeq names its product nuclear factor I/C (gene nfic). Gene Ontology annotation, biological process: regulation of transcription by RNA polymerase II. Gene Ontology annotation, cellular component: nucleus. NCBI's taxonomy places the organism in Eukaryota, Metazoa, Chordata, Actinopteri, Pomacentridae. The record is from RefSeq and is a predicted model, not a curated record. The coding region runs from base 1281 to 3020 and encodes 579 amino acids. Gene Ontology annotation, molecular function: RNA polymerase II cis-regulatory region sequence-specific DNA binding; DNA-binding transcription factor activity, RNA polymerase II-specific. The transcript has 14 exons.